AUGCCACACCUUGACUCUUCUAAGAUUGACAGGGCAGGACUCCGCCAGAUAUUCAUAACGUCCUUUUCUCCGCCAACCAAAGGUGUGAUUGCAGACCGUGCUUAUGAGUCGCAACAUCCACCAAUGACAGAUACGGAGGAACGGCUUCAACAAAUCUGGACAGAAGCGUUCAGAAUGGCACCAUCUCGCAUAGGCCUCGAGGACCACUUCUUCCAACUUGGCGGUGAUUCUGUAACUGCAAUCCGCCUGGUAGCGAUUGCUCGCCGUGCAGGGCUUUUCCUGACCGUGCAUAUGCUUUUCGAACACCCCACAAUUGCCGAACUCGCUGCUGCAGUCCAGCCGAGUGUCAGCGCAGUUCAAAAGGAAUGGAUGCCUGAACCCUAUACUCUACUCCAAGAGGAAGUUUCUUCGAUCAUGGAUCUCCAAACAGAAGCAGCCACACAAUGUAGCGUCACCCUCGACGUGAUCCAAGACAUCUACCCCCUACCGCAACAAAAUGAAACAUACAUGACCGCUCCCGAACUCAGAGCCGCGAUAACAUUCCCCCUCCCACCAGGAACUGAUCUGGAACGAUAUCUGGACUGCUGGAAACGCAUCAUCACAUCGCAUGAUAUACUGCGUACUCGCGUAAUUAAAACGGCAGUGGGCAUGUACUCCGUCGUCACGACCGCAACUCCUAACAUCCGGACAGCCACAGACCUUGACGCUUUCAUCGUAGAAGAAAAGAAAGCUAUCGUCGGUUUCGGAAAUGCGCUGAGCGCAUAUUGUCUCAUCAAAGACCCCAACGAUGAACACAAGACAUGUUUCGUCUGGACAGCCCAUCACAUAAUCUACGACGGAUGGUCCCUCGGCUUGAUCAACGCGAAGCUACGCCGCGCCUAUACCGACUCCAACUUCACUAUCGCAGAGGAGCCUAACCCGAAACAGCUCGUUCAACAUUUCCAAACCCUCGACCGCACAGCCAUAUACGACUAUUGGCGCUCUCACUACGCCGGCGUCACAUUCAAGCCUCUAUUCCAAUCACCAAAUGGACGGUACUGGGAAGCAGACCAGAAGUUACCUCUCCGGAUCAACUUCGCCUCAACCGGCGCAGCCAAAGGCUCAGCAUUCACCAUCCCAGAUAUAAUCUCGGUGGCGUGGGUACUCGCGCUAUCACGGCAUUUCGAAGCGGCUGACAUAGCUCUCGGGAUCAUGCGCUCAGGUCGCACCCUCCCAGUUGAAGGUAUCGAGAACUACAUCGGAGCUCUGAUCAACCAGCCACCGUGGCCCGUGCACAUUGAUGAGGCCGCCCUUACUCACGAUUUCGUUCGUAAUUUCCAGCGUGACAUCUGGGAAUCCACCAAAUACGAAGCCAUCGGCUGGCUUGAGAUUAAGACCUUGAGUCCUGAGGCGGCGACAGCGAUUUCGAAUUAUGUAUGGCUCAACAUCCAGGCGAAGGAUAUAGAGGCGGAGGAAAAAGAGAGGACCGAGGAGAAUGAGUUGCCGGCACCGUUGGAGCAACAAUUCUACCGCAUCUGGCACCCGCUGAUGUUGGAAUGUGAGAUUGACAAGCAGGGGGUGAGUGCGAUGGCUUAUCACGACAGGAGCGUUGAAACCGGGGUCGUCCAAGAGAUCAUGACUGCGUUCGAGAAGGCGUUCAUGGACCUGAGUAAUGCGAAAGAGGGGCAGAAAAUUUGUGAUAUUGCCAGCGACAUCCAUCCACACUCGCAGAACCCGAGCAUUCAUACUACUGUACCGUCCGCCUAUGCCAUAUCCACCGUACCCGACACCGCGCCCCGCAACCAUGAUACCACCGUCAUCAGUUCACUAAUCGGGCUGGGGUGGUGGUGA
Molecule: messenger RNA, 1830 nt
Organism: Letharia columbiana
Lineage: Eukaryota; Fungi; Ascomycota; Lecanoromycetes; Lecanorales; Parmeliaceae
Exons: 2
Coding region: 1-1830 (609 amino acids)
Biological process (GO): amino acid activation for nonribosomal peptide biosynthetic process; secondary metabolite biosynthetic process
Cellular component (GO): cytoplasm
Molecular function (GO): phosphopantetheine binding; catalytic activity
Source: RefSeq, a predicted model, not a curated record